ACAUUCUUAUGGAUUGGUGAAAACAAAACCCAGUUUUCGCUCUGUUUCACAAUCCAAUCCAUCCAUGGACACCGGUUUCAGCCCCAAACGUUCCUCCGACGCCAUUUCCGACCCCAACCUCUCCGCCGCCCGCUCUGUCCGCCCAAGACAGUUACCGCCGGCGACAUUAGGGUUUAACUCUACCUCCAGAGAUUCUCCUGUUCUUAAACCCUCGUCUCCCUCCGAAACCGUCUUUCGCCUUCUUUGCCCAGCUUCUAAGGCCGCCUCCAUUCUUCGCCAUCUCUGCGAUAUUCCCGGCGCUAGGAUCCAUAUCGAUGAUCCUCUUCCUUCUUGCGACGAGUGCGUCAUUGUCAUCCUCACCGGCUCCCCAUCCAAACCGGCGCUCACUAAUCCAGGAAAUGAUAGGGAAUUCCGUGAGCACGAUAACAGUCGCAACGUCCCUAGUGAUGCGGUUGCUGGAGAUUUGGACGAGCGGUCGCAAGCGCAGCAGGCGCUGCUUCGAACUUUUGAGAGUAUGGUUAGGAUGAACGAGGAUAGUGGAGAAAACCAAGACAUUCAGAAGAAAAAUGCAGAUUCUGCUCCAAGCGAUAGGAUUAGCGGUGGAGAAACUGACGGAUCAGUGGUCUGUAGGCUGCUGGCGCCUAGUCAUCAGGUAGGCCGCGUGCUUGGUAGAGGCGGAAAAAACGUAGAGAAGAUCAGACAGGAGAGUACGGCUCAUGUGAAAAUUUUCCCCAAGGAUCAAAUCCCGGCGUGUGCGUCGCCACGGGACGAGUUAAUUCAAAUAUCAGGAAGGUUUCCGGCGGUGAAGAAGGCCCUUUCUUCUAUUUCCGCCUGUCUUCAGGACACCCCGAGGGUGGACUCGAGCAAUUCCUCCACCACAAAACCAUUAGGGCCUCCGUCCCAAGCAAGUAGUAUGCCGGGACUAGACGAAGAACCUUCUCCUAAGAGGAGAUAUGCUAGCCAUCAUAAUGCAGAUCAUCGCUCAAGGGGUUAUUCUUCCAUACCAGGACACGAAAAUGCUGGAGCUGGUCCAAGGCCGGCUAUGGAAGAGGAGGUAGUGUUUAGAUUAUUGUGUCAACCCGAUAAAGUUGGAAGUCUAAUUGGGAAAGGUGGCACCAUAGUACGAGCGUUGCAAAAUGAAACGGGUGCAUCUAUAAAGAUUGUUGAUACCCCCGACUUGGAUGAACGCGUGGUUAUGAUAUCUGCACGAGAGAGUUUGGAACAAACAUAUUCUCCUGCACAAGAGGCUGUUAUGCGUGUCCAUGGUCGAAUUGCAGAACUUGGGUACGAACCAGGUGCUGCAGUUGUUGCUAGACUACUUGUACAUGCACAACAGAUAGGCUAUUUGGUGGGUAGAGGAGGGCAUAUUAUUAAUGAAAUGAGAAGAGGGACUGGUACUAGCAUUCAGAUAUUUCCCCGGGAGCAAAUUCAAAACAGCGGGCCUGUGAACGACGAAAUAGUACAGGUCAUCGGAAAUUUGCAGUGUGUACAGGAUGCUCUGUUUCAUAUAACAAAUCGCCUUAGAGAUACUUUAUUCCCAAUGAGACCACAUGUGCCGAACUUCAAUGCUCCAUCUUACUUGUCUCCUCACCCGGAAACACCUCCCGUAUUUAGGCCGGGAAAUAAUGCACAUUCCCCUGGAUACUAUCCUUCUCAAGCUGGAGCUCAACGUCUUCCUUUCCAUUCCCACCCACUUGAUCAUCAGCCUGCAUAUUCUCAUGGUAUGAGCUUCAGUGGUAAUAAUAUGGAUGGAGUUCCAUAUCCCCAUGGCAUUGAUAGACCAGGGCCAGGUUCUAUUGAGAGACCUUCCCCUAGAUCGUGGACUUCUCAGGCUAGUAAUGACAUACCCAAGGGACCAACAACUGAUGUUGGUUUUGGCAUGGCUUCAAGGAAUGAGUCCUACAGCAGCGGGGGUCCACCUCAUUUUGUGGGAGGUACAUCUAUGGAGAUGGUGAUUCCACAAACUUUAAUCUGCCAUAUCUAUGGAGAGAACAAUGCCAACAUUGCUCAUGUUCAGCAGAUAUCAGGGGCAAUGGUGGUGGUUCAUGAUGCUAAACCUGGGAUAUUUGAUGGUAAAGUGGUCGUGUCCGGCACACCAGAUCAGAUUCGUGCAGCUCAGAGACUUGUCCACGCCUUCAUCUUGUGCGGGAAGACACAAUCCUGAUGACCCUAAAAGCCUAAAACAGAGCGCAAAAAAUUACUUGAAUUUUGUCUCAAGUUUUAUGGGGGUUAAGCAAAUGGAUGUAAACCAAAACAUACCGUGGGGUUAAGGGUGCUUUCCAAUUUGAGAUAACAGUUUACAUCCAUUUUACCUCAUUCCAAACAUGUUUCUCA
Molecule: messenger RNA, 2334 nt
Organism: Cucurbita moschata (crookneck pumpkin)
Lineage: Eukaryota; Viridiplantae; Streptophyta; Magnoliopsida; Cucurbitales; Cucurbitaceae
Product: KH domain-containing protein HEN4
Exons: 7
Coding region: 65-2164 (699 amino acids)
Biological process (GO): regulation of gene expression
Cellular component (GO): nucleus; cytoplasm
Molecular function (GO): mRNA binding
Source: RefSeq, a predicted model, not a curated record